Molecule: messenger RNA, 627 nt
Organism: Brienomyrus brachyistius
Lineage: Eukaryota; Metazoa; Chordata; Actinopteri; Osteoglossiformes; Mormyridae
Product: kelch-like protein 10
Exons: 2
Molecular function (GO): protein binding
Source: RefSeq, a predicted model, not a curated record
AUGGCACACGACAUGGAGCGAGUACUGAUGUCCCCGGCGUUCGAAGUGUUUAACAAGCUUCGGCUGGCAGGACAGCUUUGUGACGUGGUCCUCAUCACCGACGGUGUUCAAUUCAACGCCCAUAGAGUAAUUCUGUGUGGCUGUAGCUCCUACUUCCAGGCUCUGUUCGCCAGUGACUGGAGUGAUUCAGGAAAGCGGGAGUACCAACUCCCAGGCAUUUCCCCAGAAACACUGAGGCAGGUCAUAGAGUAUGCCUACACAUACUCUGUGGUCAUCACAGCUGAGAAUGUGGAGAACCUCCUGGCAGCUGCUGAUUAUCUCAGUGUCUUGGGCAUCGUGCAGCGCUGCUGUGAUUUCCUGCAUGAGCAGCUCUGCCUCAACAACUGCAUUGGCCUUCUUAAAAUCGCCGAUGUCUACUGCGUAAACGAGCUGCACCAGUCUGCAUUCAACUUAAUCUUGAAAAACUUCAAGGAGGUUGCCAUCAGCUCAAAUGAGUUCCCAGAACUAAGUCUUGAACAACUUUCUGACAUCAUCGAGCAGGAUGAGCUUAAUGUCAGAGAAGAGGAUGUGGUGUUUGAGGCCAUCCUCCGGUGGAUCAAACACGAGCCUGCCACCCGAGAGGCCCAC